Molecule: messenger RNA, 1059 nt
Organism: Fusarium coffeatum
Lineage: Eukaryota; Fungi; Ascomycota; Sordariomycetes; Hypocreales; Nectriaceae
Exons: 3
Coding region: 1-1059 (352 amino acids)
Biological process (GO): cell surface receptor signaling pathway; adenylate cyclase-activating G protein-coupled receptor signaling pathway
Cellular component (GO): plasma membrane
Molecular function (GO): G protein-coupled receptor activity
Source: RefSeq, a predicted model, not a curated record
AUGGCCGAUUCUUUUGUCAAACAUCCAAAUGGACCCGGGUGUCAGACGCAAGCUUUCCUCCUUCACACCUUCGUGGGCGCUGAUGCUAUGUGGACUCUGGCUAUGGCAGUCAAUGUUUACCUCGCCUUCUACCAUCGUUUCGAUGCGCAGCGAUUACGAAAGAUGGAACUACCUUAUCUAAUAUCCUGCUACGGUAUUCCCUUUCUACCAGCGUUUAUCUUUUUCUUUAUUAAGAACGGUGAUGGCGUUCGCGUAUACGGCAGUGCUGUCCAAUGGUGUUGGAUCACACCUGAGUAUGACAUUUUGCGUAUUGCGACAUUCUACGGCCCGAUCUGGGUCGUCAUCACGAUCACUCUAGGUAUUUACGUCCGAUCCGGCGGCACGAUCUAUCGAAAACGUCAACAACUUCUAAAAGCCCAAGGAUCCGGUUCCGGCUCAGGAGGCCUCUCAUACGCCAACCAAAGUUCGACCAAUUAUGUCAAAACAACCGAAGUAACCAUCGUACGCGAGUCGAUACAUCAGCCAGAGGCGGUUCAGCUCCAGAACUUGGGUCAUCAAGCGUCAGUUCGCGUCCACAAGCCAACGAUUGACCGAGAAGACACUCGAGCAAGCGUAGCUGCGAACCCACAGCCAAACAACCCGAAGCCAUCCGUGCGACCGAGCAACGAUGUUUACAAGGCAGCAUGGGCAUAUACAAAAGUCGCCAUGCUUUUCUUCGUCGUCAUUCUGACUACGUGGAUUCCCUCAAGCGCCAACAGAAUGUACUCGCAUAUCCACCCCGAUCAAGUUAGCAAGCCAUUGCAGUUUAUGAGCGCGACCGUCCUUCCACUCCAAGGGUUCUGGAACGCUGUCAUUUAUGCAGUCACCAGUAAGGCGGCUUGCAAAGCCCUACUAGAGGAAAGGGGCCUCUGGGUCCAGAAGACGCAAUUGAACGAGCCAACUUGGGGCGAACAGAGACGAAGUAAGAGCAGGACCAUAUUGGGCUCGAAGCCAGAAGACUCGGAGAGUUUACGAGAGUUGGCGCGUCCAGCCAAGUCUGAUGAUGGAAGAAGCGUAUGA